CCCUCCCCCCCCGCCCGGGCUCCCGGCCGCUUUGUGCUGCUGAGGGAGGGAAGAUGGCGGCGCGGGCGGGUUUCCAGGCGGUCGCUCCGAGCGGCGGCGGCGGGGGAGCCGGCCCCGGGGCGGGAUCGUUGGGGCCGGGCACGGCUGGGCCGCCUGUUCGAAUGGGCCCGGCUCCCGGGCAAGGGAUGUACCGCUCGCCUCUGCCCGGCGCUGCGUACCCGCGCCCUGGCAUGUUGCCUGGUAGCCGCAUGACCCCUCAGGGACCUGCAAUGGCGCCUCCAGGUUACGGUGGCAGUCCUUCAGUUCGACCUGGGAUGGCCCAGUCAGGAAUGGACCAGUCUCGGAAAAGACCAGCCCCUCAGCAGAUCCAACAAGUUCAGCAGCAGGCAGUGCAGAACCGCAACCACAAUGCCAAGAAGAAGAAGAUGGCAGAUAAGAUACUACCUCAGCGGAUCAGGGAGCUAGUUCCGGAGUCUCAGGCGUACAUGGAUUUGUUGGCUUUUGAGAGGAAAUUGGACCAGACCAUCAUGAGAAAGCGCUUGGAUAUCCAGGAGGCCUUGAAACGGCCUAUUAAGCAAAAGCGGAAGCUGCGCAUUUUCAUCUCUAAUACCUUCAAUCCAGCCAAGUCAGAUGCAGAGGAUGGAGAAGGCACAGUGGCUUCCUGGGAGCUCCGUGUCGAGGGGCGGCUGUUAGAGGAUUCUGCUCUUUCCAAGUAUGAUGCGACUAAACAGAAGAGGAAGUUUUCAUCCUUUUUUAAGUCUCUGGUGAUUGAGCUGGACAAGGACCUGUAUGGCCCAGACAAUCACUUGGUGGAGUGGCAUAGGACUGCAACUACCCAAGAGACGGAUGGUUUCCAGGUGAAAAGACCAGGAGAUGUGAAUGUGCGCUGCACUGUCCUGCUGAUGCUGGACUACCAGCCUCCACAGUUCAAACUGGACCCUCGUUUGGCUCGCCUCUUGGGGAUCCACACCCAGACUCGCCCCGUGAUCAUCCAGGCGCUGUGGCAAUACAUCAAGACCCAUAAGCUGCAGGACCCCCAUGAGCGAGAGUAUGUAAUUUGUGACAAGUACCUCCAGCAGAUAUUCGAGUCUCAGCGAAUGAAGUUUUCUGAGAUCCCCCAACGGCUGCAUGCUUUGCUUAUGCCUCCAGAGCCAAUCAUCAUCAACCAUGUCAUCAGUGUUGAUCCAAAUGAUCAGAAGAAAACGGCCUGCUAUGACAUUGACGUGGAAGUGGACGAUACUUUGAAAACCCAGAUGAAUUCUUUCCUGCUGUCCACAGCCAGCCAGCAAGAGAUCGCUGCUUUAGACAACAAGAUUCAUGAGACCAUAGAAACCAUCAACCAACUGAAAACCCAGCGGGAAUUCAUGCUCAGCUUUGCCAGAGACCCCCAAGGCUUCAUCAACGAUUGGCUGCAAUCCCAGUGCCGGGAUCUGAAAACUAUGACAGAUGUUGUUGGGAACCCAGAAGAAGAGCGCCGAGCUGAAUUCUAUUUCCAGCCAUGGGCUCAGGAGGCUGUGUGCAGAUACUUCUACUCUAAGGUUCAACAGAGACGGCAGGAGCUGGAACAGGCUCUGGGAAUCCGCAACACAUAGAUGGGCCGGCCUUUCCCAAACCCGCAGGUCUCGUGGCUAAACAAACACUGCAGGGAUUCACUGCUCAGGCCUAUGCCAUUCCCACUCCAGCACAGCACCUACAGUUGCUCUCCCAUCCCAUCCCAUCCCAUCCACCAUCAUCUCUUCUCUGUGGCUGUCUUACCUCCCAGGGAAGGAACGUUGCCAGCAGGCAGGCCAAAGGCCUUGCUUUUCAGCCUGGCCUCCUUCCUUGGAUCGUUGCCUUCAGAGCCCCAGGGCUCUCCUGCCUUGGCUCGAGCUGAAGCUAUUCUGUGCUGAGGAUAGCUUCCGUUCAAAGCCUUGGAAGCUCAGGACCCCCUUGCCAAUCCCUAGAUGCCCCCUCCCCAGCUCCACCUCCCCCAAAGCAAUGAGGCUGGACAGCUCUACUGCACGUCAGCUCUGGGGCUGUUCAAUUCCCUGUCCGGUCUAGAGCGGGAAGAGCUGCAGGCAGGUACCCCUGCCAUGGGUGUCACAGCCCUUUUGGUCUUUAACGGGUGGGGAAUGCUGUGCUGCUGCGGCUGUUGAGAGAGGAUGGAAUCCUCUCUUUAUACGUGGCUUUCUUACCAGGAACCAAAACGCUGCAAAGGUGGCACAGAUUCUGCCAGUCAUGGCAAGCCUUGCCUGAUUUUAUUUUGGGGAGGGGUCUGGACAGGUGGAGUUGUCAGAGGAUGCCCUGGGCCUAUUCCUGGGCUGCAGUGGUGCCUCCGGGUCACGGCCUUUUAAAGGAAGAAGCGCCUCCACCCUAGACCCUUAGUUCUUUUCCUCUCCCUCUGUACUCUGGGCUCACUGAAGCUGGCCAAAGGGCUCCCCACAAGCAGGGCUUGCUGUCGUUCUGUCUUCCUCAGCUGACUGGCGCCAGGCAGGUUUCUGGGGCAAACUUCAAGAUGGAGGACAGGGAAGCACAGGCAGGUGUCUUUGAGCUGGCAAAAACACAGCAGAGGUGCCGAUAAGCAUAACGAACAGGGCUCACUUCUCACGUGUAUUUCUUGGCCCUGGGCACCCGCUAGUUUUUGGCCGGGCUGGGGCGGGGGGAGAAUUUUUCUGCUGAAUGGAUUUUGGGGACUGUAAUGUAGCUGGACAGGUCCCAGCUGCUCGUAUUCUGACACUAGCUGCAAAAAUCAAGUUACUGACAACACCCCUCUACCACCUCUGGAGUGAGGCUGGGGACUGCUUUGAAUUCAGGAGUCUGGGUGACCCUAAACCUCUGUGUGUGUGUCCAUGUUAAAAGUUGGGGACUGUCUACUUUUUCUGUCUUGUCUUUGCCAUAUUGAAAGGCCACCGUGCCCUAUGAUCCCCUCCUUCCCCCUGCUUUGUGGCACUGGGGAAUAGAACCCCAGUUCCCUCUGUAGCUGCCACAGUCUCUCAGGGCAAGUGUAGAUGAAGGAAGCUCAGAGACUGGCUGGCUGGCAAAGUGUAGUUGUUUUAAGUGCUCUCUUCCGAUGCUUUGUGUUUGUGGUUCUCCCCCACGCCCAUCCCCCUUGGACCAAAUUUUUUUUUGUACUGUAUCCUUUUAGAUGUCACCCAGUUUUAAAUAAAAGCUGCCUCUAAAUGAUGGUGUUAA
Sphaerodactylus townsendi is the source of this 3171-nucleotide messenger RNA. RefSeq names its product SWI/SNF related, matrix associated, actin dependent regulator of chromatin, subfamily d, member 1 (gene SMARCD1). The coding region runs from base 54 to 1592 and encodes 512 amino acids. The transcript is spliced from 13 exons. Gene Ontology annotation, biological process: regulation of transcription by RNA polymerase II. Lineage: Eukaryota; Metazoa; Chordata; Lepidosauria; Squamata; Sphaerodactylidae. Gene Ontology annotation, cellular component: SWI/SNF complex; nucleus. The record is from RefSeq and is a predicted model, not a curated record.